Molecule: messenger RNA, 1658 nt
Organism: Ceutorhynchus assimilis (cabbage seed weevil)
Lineage: Eukaryota; Metazoa; Arthropoda; Insecta; Coleoptera; Curculionidae
Source: the annotation of a GenBank genome assembly
GUUUCAAAUUAUAUUAAAUGUUCUUAUCUCUUGUUACAGGUUUGCUGAAAGCUGGGCAACAAAUUUAAAACUAUGAGUGAAUCAAUUUUCACAAACAUCAAGAACUUCAGCAACAAUAAAUAUUUAAGCUACUUGAGUGAACCGGAUAACGGUAGCAAAACGGCAACAUUACAAUCCCAAGUGAUUCCUGAAAAUUUGGAUUUUACCAAAUAUGAAGACAGAAUAAAAUCGUACGUCAACUGGCCAAACAGGGAUAUAUCGAAAGAGGCAUUAGCAAAGGCUGGAUUUUACUAUAAAAAUCGCAAUGACAUUGUGCAGUGCCCGUACUGUCACAUAGAAGGUUACCAGUGGAUGGCAGGUGAUGAGCCUAUGGAGGAUCAUAGAACUUGGAGCCCUAAUUGUGCUUUUGUUAUGAAUUCAGUUGAACCAGAUUCUCCUAGCCCCCGCACCUCGGACACUUGUGGAUUGUAUGGUGUCGAAAUUCUUCCAAACUCAGUUCCUGAAGAUGAAAUCCAUUUAGAAAAGUUGGGCAUCCAGAAAAACAAAGGUCCAGCGCACCCAGACAGGUUUUCUUAUGACCUAAGACUACAGACCUUUGAGUGCUGGCCGAAAUCAAUUAAGCAAACUCCUCACGAUCUGGCAGAUGCUGGAUUCUUCUAUGUUGGAGUAGGAGACCAAACUAUUUGCUUUCAUUGUGGUGGUGGAUUAAAAGACUGGGAAGAAAACGACAGCCCUUGGGAAGAGCACGCUCUUUGGUUCCCUAAAUGUUCUUAUCUGUUCCUAAAGAAGGGUCCCGAAUACAUAAAUGAUGUUAAACAAAAAAGGGACCCAAGGGCGCCUUCGGCACCCUCUAGCUCUGAAACCAAAGAACCUAAACCUGAACAAUUAAGUGUUAAAAACGGCGAAGCUGCUUCUGAGAAGGAAGAUCAAAGAAACGAAAAGACUUUGUGUAAAAUUUGUUUAAAUAACGAAGUUGGUGUGGUAUUUUUGCCUUGUGGACAUAUUGUUGCCUGUGUAGAGUGUUCUGCUGCACUUAAAAAUUGUGCUGUUUGUCGGAAACCCUUAGAAGCAACGGUCCGAGCGUUCCUAUCAUAGACUAUAGUUUUCUAUAUUAUGUAUUUAUCAACUUGUUCAUAUUGAUACUGAUAAUUAUUCUAAAAUAAUUUAUUUUAAAAUCAUUGUCAAGUUUCAAUUCGAACAAGUCUAACACUUUUUCUAUUUUGAAAAUUUGGGCUAGUCACAUUUUGAUGUUCUUUCGGAAUAAAAAAAAAAUUAAUUGAUAAGAAUUUGUUGUCAGAAAUUAAACGUUUACUUUUAUUAGGGUAUUGAAGAGAUCUAUCUAUUUUUAUACAUUUGACUUCGUAGAACUCGGACUUCAAGUACAAACUUCAUUUCUAGUUUUUAAGUUUAAACACUACGCUUUAAAAAUACAUUAGUUCCGAGACGCUUAUAGAAUUUUCACUUAUUUUAGUUACACGACUGCAACAAUCCAUAUCCUUUUAAUAGACUAAUUAAUAAUCAACAUUUGAACCACACUGUUAGCUUAUUGUAAAAUCUUUAGAAAUUUUUGUGUGAUUCGUUUGUGAAUGUAAAUAUGUAUGUAAGGUCUAAAGCGUGUGAAGUGUUACAUAAAUAUAUUAUUUAUACAAAAACAUUUA